Physella acuta is the source of this 576-nucleotide messenger RNA. RefSeq lists its product as uncharacterized. NCBI's taxonomy places the organism in Eukaryota, Metazoa, Mollusca, Gastropoda, Physidae. The record is from RefSeq and is a predicted model, not a curated record.
AUGUCCCUAGACAGCAAGAACAUCAGGAGGCGUAACUCUUCCAGUAAAAAUUUUUGUUUCCGCCGAAUCACCGCUGCUGUCAAGUCACCUGUCAAGUCAUCUGUCAAGUCACCUGUCAAGUCAUCUGUUAAGUCACCUGUCAAGUCAUCUGUCAAGUCACCUGUCAAGUCAUCUGUUAAGUCACCUGUCAAGUCAUCUGUUAAGUCACCUGUCAAGUCAUCUGUCAAGUCACCUGUCAAGUCACCUGUCAAGUCACUUGUCAAGUCACCUGUCAAGUCACCUGUCAAGUCACCUGUCAAGUCACCUGUCAAGUCAUCUGUCAAGUCACCUGUCAAGUCAUCUUCAUCUGUCAAGUCACCUGUCAAGUCACCUGUCAAGUCAUCUGUCAAGUCACCUGUCAAGUCAUCUGUCAAGUCAUCUGUCAAGUCACCUGUUAAGUCACCUGUCAAGUCACCUGUCAAGUCACAUGUCAAGUCAUCUUUCAAGUCACCUGUCAAGUCACCGCUGCUGUUCCUUCCAUUUUUUCAGGAUCCAGCCCCCUGCCUGUUUGACCUUCAGAGCCCCCUGCCUGUUUGA